UAAUCAGUCCAUUUUCCAUUACCAGCAAUAAAGCUUAUCAUUAAUUAGAUUUACGGCGUCAAACCAAACACGCUAUUCCUUUCCAUAGUACCUUCCUGCAAUGGUUUUUUUAUCCCUUAUAAUUUUCCCAUUCCUUGUCCCACUAUGCAGCAGUGAAAUACAAACGUUGGUAGUUGGGGGGAGAAAUGUGUCGGACAUAGGACGAUUUCCACACGCUCUGUACAUUCUUUUUACCUGUCCCGGCGAAACUGGCACAUGGUUGUGUGGGGGGUCCAUAUUGACUCAAAAUAUAUUUUUGACAGCGGCCCACUGUAUGAAUAUGCAGUGUGAUAUGAAAAUAGAAAUUGUUGCGGGUACUGAAAAUGUUGAAAAGGCAAAGAGCAUAAUACGAAUCAUCGACAAAUACUAUAGACACGAAUAUUUUGACGAGCAAGGGCCAACAUUACGGAACGACAUCGCACUGUUGGCUGUAAAAAUGCCUCUGCCGCUAGGAAGGAACGUAAAACGAGUCGUGUUGAACCAACAUUUUCCAAAUAAUACCAUUAUGGUGGCUGUUGCUGGAUGGGGAAGGUUUUCCGAGACUAGUACCGAUUUAUCAAAAAACCUGAAGUAUGUAUGGCAGUUUAUCAAGCCCAAGAUAUAUUGCCAAAAAUGUUUAGGAGAACCUUUGUGGUCUGGUCAGAUGUGUGCUUCGAAUGACGUCAAACAUUACCCAACUAUCCACGACUCCGGAUGCGCAUUGGUCACCAAAUCCGGGCGCCAGGUCGGCCUGGUGUCCUACAGGAUACCCACAGUGCCGGACAUCGUAGUAUACACGAACGUCUCCCAUUUUGUUCCGUGGAUAAGGAAGCAUGCACGCAAAUUGUCCUGUGCAGUGUCCAAAAUGAAAAGAGAUCCCAAAGAAAAUGAUGAUUAUUACGGGGAAGAUCCGAAUGUAGAACCAGACAAGGAUACUUUAAUGCAUAAAUUACAUAGGCCAGAUAAUUAG
Messenger RNA from Cydia amplana, 988 nucleotides. RefSeq names its product chymotrypsin-1-like. Bases 101 to 988 code for a protein of 295 amino acids. The transcript has 4 exons. The record is from RefSeq and is a predicted model, not a curated record. Gene Ontology annotation, molecular function: serine-type endopeptidase activity. NCBI's taxonomy places the organism in Eukaryota, Metazoa, Arthropoda, Insecta, Lepidoptera, Tortricidae. Gene Ontology annotation, biological process: proteolysis.